Solanum stenotomum is the source of this 1076-nucleotide messenger RNA. RefSeq lists its product as uncharacterized. Bases 86 to 979 code for a protein of 297 amino acids. NCBI's taxonomy places the organism in Eukaryota, Viridiplantae, Streptophyta, Magnoliopsida, Solanales, Solanaceae. The transcript has a single exon. The record is from RefSeq and is a predicted model, not a curated record.
UCUCUCUCUUUUUUCCUCUUACAAGAAGCUCACACUCAAUCCCCUGUUCACUUCAAUCUCCUUCACAACAAAAUCAAGAAUUGCCAUGAAAGACAGAGGCAAAGCUGCAGCUACAGAAGCCAUUAAUGGCGAAAACACCAAAAUUUCAGAUUUCAAUUACUCUGUUUCAUCAGAUAUCCCCUGUAUGCAACACCCAAAUUCAUCCCCAAUUGGGAUUUGCUCUUCUUGUCUCAAAGACAAAUUACUCAAUCUAAUUUACUCCGAUCAAUUCUUCUCUGAUGAUACAGAAAUAAAUUCUCCUUCUGUUGAAUUUGGAAGUGUUGGGAGGAUUUCAUUUUUGCUUGAAAAUGAAAAACAGAGUAAAACAGAGCAAGUAAUCUUGCUGAGGAGCAGCAGCAACAGUGUUGAAAUCAAGAAGAAUCGUAACGGGUUUUGGAAAAUCAAGAGAUUUUUCAAGAAAAAUAGUGAAAUUUCAGGUCCCAUUGAAGGAGUUGUUUCAAGAUCAAGAUCACUCUGUAGCUUCAGAGGUGGUGGUGGUGGUGAUGAUGGAAGCAGUGAUUACAGAUUUUCAAGUGCAAAAAUCUCUGAUGUUACUGGUGGUUUAUUAUUUGAUGAUUUCAAGAAUCACAGGAAAAAAUGCUCGGACUCUCCAAAAACGUUGCCGAUCCUUAAAAAAAACACUAUUUUUAAAGGAUCCGAUACAACAUUUUUAAAGAAUCCGAGCAACAGAACUACUAUGAUUGAUGAUGAUGAUGAUGGUGAUUCAGGUUUUAUAGAUUUGAAACUUGAUUUAUUAUCAGAGCCAAAAUUUGAACAUUUUUCAGAAUCUGGAAAUUUGAGAGGUGGAUCUUGUAGAAUGAAUGAAUAUGACAGAAUGAUGAAAAAGGGUAAAAAUGGAAAAGGAAACAGAGUAUGGAAAUGGAUUUUCAAGAAAAGUAAAAGAGAUGAAAUUAAUAGUAAUUUGAUUAUUAAGUCUUAGUAAUUUUAGUUUUGCAAUAAUCUUGUUUUUUUUUUGGUACUAGAUUUGGUUACUUUUGUUGUUAGUAAGCAAAGUAAAUAUACAAACUUUACCUUUA